Molecule: messenger RNA, 1037 nt
Organism: Cottoperca gobio
Lineage: Eukaryota; Metazoa; Chordata; Actinopteri; Perciformes; Bovichtidae
Product: somatostatin receptor type 2
Exons: 1
Coding region: 1-1023 (340 amino acids)
Biological process (GO): cellular response to glucocorticoid stimulus; regulation of insulin secretion; neuropeptide signaling pathway
Cellular component (GO): plasma membrane; neuron projection
Molecular function (GO): neuropeptide binding; somatostatin receptor activity
Source: RefSeq, a predicted model, not a curated record
AUGGACGCCUCGUUUCUAUCUGGUGUAGACUACAACGACACGUACGUGGACGAGCAUUUAUUCUUUAAGGACCAUAUUGAUGGCUUCGGCAUCACGAUGGCGAUACUCUACUCGGUGGUUUGCAUCCUGGGACUCACUGGAAACUCUCUCGUCAUUAUUGUCAUUUUGAAACUGGACAAAAUGUCAUCUUCCACAACGGUGUACAUUUUCAACCUGGCGCUAGCCGAUGGACUCUUCAUGGUUGGUCUUCCCUUCAUAGUGAGCCAGAACUUCCUGAAUCAGUGGAUGUUUGGCGACAUAGUGUGCAAAGUGGUCAUGGUGCUGGACGGCAUCAACCAGUUCACCAGCGUCUUCUGUCUGACGGCGAUGAGCAUCGACCGCUACAUGGCGCUGGCCGACCCCCUCCGGUUCGCCCGUUGGAGAACGCCACGCUUUGCCAAGUUCGUCUCGGCGUUCCUGUGGCUGUUCUCGCUCCUCACCAUCCUCCCCAUGGCGCUUCACUUCUCCACUGAUCGAGGCCUGUGUUUACCGGACCUCGGUUCGGACGACUGGUGGAUCGGCGUCUUGUCUUACACCUUCGUCAUGGGGUUUGCUUUGCCGUUCACGGUCAUGACGGCCUCCUAUACGGCGCUGCUGCUCACAAUGAGAUCCCAGCGGGUCCGAGCGGCGACAACGUCAAACUACGAGAGCAACCGUGUGGAGCGCCAGGUCACCAAGAUGGUGGUCGCGGUGGUGUUGGUGUUCGGGAUGUGCUGGCUGCCAUUUUACACCUUGAACUUCUGCGCUCUGUAUCAAACAGGCCUGGUUCUGACCUUCGCCAGAGCGUUUGAGUUUGUGGUCCUGCUGUCGUACUCAUGGAGCUGCGCUAACCCCAUUCUCUACGCCUGCUUCUCCGACACCUUCAGGAGGCACUUCCGCACACUCCUCUGCCCCGUCCCCAAGUCAUCUCCCAGCAUGCAGUGCAACACUGAACGGUAUGACCUAAAUGACAGCGGUGUGCGGGAUGUGACCAUUCUGGCAUAGAGAAAUGACGACUG